This is a messenger RNA of Drosophila erecta, 1355 nucleotides long. RefSeq lists its product as uncharacterized. Gene Ontology annotation, cellular component: nuclear pore. Gene Ontology annotation, molecular function: protein binding. Gene Ontology annotation, biological process: nucleocytoplasmic transport. Bases 1 to 1311 code for a protein of 436 amino acids. NCBI's taxonomy places the organism in Eukaryota, Metazoa, Arthropoda, Insecta, Diptera, Drosophilidae. The transcript has a single exon. The record is from RefSeq and is a predicted model, not a curated record.
AUGGAACCUAUAAAUGAAGAGCUUCCUGGUGCAAACGGGUCUCACAACAAUAGCCAACAACCCAGAUGUGUUGUUUUUGAAAGGAACAAUCCUAAUAUUCCUAAUCAAACUAAACAGGCACUCAAUUUACUAAGGAACUUGGCCAAUGAGUUUUGGAAAUGGUUUCUCCAGAAGCUAGACCAACUCCUGAGCCCAAAACUAAGACUAGCCGACGAUCCUCAGCUUCUGGAGAGGAUCAGCCAAGCGCGGGGCUGGAAGACCGCAGCCAUCCGGUUUAUUGAGUUUCAUCCGACCACCUCAUUGAUGGCACUUCUGACCAACCAGGAUGUGGUGUUGAUCUACGACCAGAGGAGCGAGUGCCCCGCCAAGCUGCAAUCCCUUAAGCAGACGGACACCACCUGUGUCGCCUUUCGUCCUUGGUCCCAAAGUUGUGAAUUGGCCGUGGGAUGUGCAGCAGGAAUUUGUUUAUGGCAGGAUAGUCGGCGUCUCAGUGACAAGCUAAAUAUUCGGCAUAUGAUGGGCACUCAUCACUUGCAAGUCCUGGAGGAUGAAGGGCACAACUAUGUGACUUCAAUGCAGUGGAAUGAAGAUGGCACUAUCCUGAUUACUGCCGCAUUGGGCUCAUCGCACAUCACACUCUGGGAACCGGACUGCCAGCAGAAGAUUCGUUUGAUACCGAAUCCUGGGAGCUUAAGCUCCUUUUCCCUACUGCGUUAUAGUCCCGAUUUCCAGGUGCUUUUUUGCGCCUCCUGCGAGGCGGGUGCCAGUCUUUGUCAACUGAAUAGAUCGGAAUGGAGGUCGAAACAGGUCCUCAUGCAGCAUCGCAUUCAAACGGCCGUCUGGACAGCGUGUGGCUCCUUUCUGCUCUUUGUGAGGGACGGCAGCACUCGGGUUUACUCAUGCACCAAAGAUAGGGAGGCCACUCUUUUCCUCUGCCCCCAGCCCCUGUGGAGCGUUGAGUUGGUAAUCGAUCUACGGGAUGUCACCAUCUGUGCCGGCCAGCAAAGGUACUGCGGUGAGCCCCAGACGUUCGCCAUGGACCCACUGGGCAUCUACAUGGCCACCAUCUUCAAGGAGCAGUCCUUUGUGCUGCUGGCGCUCUUGGUUAAUUUGCGACUGGGCUCGCUGCAACUGCUACCCCUGGAAUUCAUUUGUUGCAAUGUGGAUGGCGACCAAUAUCCAACUUGCAUUGCCUUUGGAGUUUCCAAUCCGCAACUCAGAUGGUUGAUGAUUGGCUGGAAUACCGGGCACAUUCAGCGACAUGCCAUCACUGCCAAGGACUUCAAAGAAGCCCAAUUAAUUCAUAGCUGAGAAAUUUAUGCAUACGAGUAUACUAAGUUCCAUUUUAAAUAAAA